AUGGCUGAGUGUCGUCGUGUUUCACAUGGAAUGCGCGUGUGCUCCCGGAAGCGAUACGUCUUCACCUCAACAGCCGUACUUCAACGUGUACACUUGCCGACGCCAGAGCGUUGUGUGGAAAGAUGCGUUGAGAAUAUGUCAUUUUGUAAAGCUGCCGUUUAUACGCCUUAUAAAGAUACGUCGAUUGGCGUUUGCACGUUGUUUUCGGAGAACAGCGUUCAACAGCCGACAGCUCUUCAUCCAGACGCUUCCGUGGAACCGGUGUCAACUGUUCACGAAAUUCUGGACAGCUGUCCUCAAUUCUCACUUCCUGAAAUAACGUAUAAGAUCUCAUCAAAUCACCGAAGAAAACUGGAAUCCAGCUUGGACAGAAUCAGUAAGAUUUCUUAA
Messenger RNA from Cooperia oncophora, 390 nucleotides. The record is from the annotation of a GenBank genome assembly. NCBI's taxonomy places the organism in Eukaryota, Metazoa, Nematoda, Chromadorea, Rhabditida, Trichostrongylidae.